Heterocephalus glaber (naked mole-rat) is the source of this 2952-nucleotide messenger RNA. It is a transcript of the gene Znf768, whose product is annotated as zinc finger protein 768. Gene Ontology annotation, molecular function: DNA-binding transcription repressor activity, RNA polymerase II-specific; RNA polymerase II cis-regulatory region sequence-specific DNA binding. Gene Ontology annotation, biological process: regulation of cytokine production; negative regulation of transcription by RNA polymerase II; transcription by RNA polymerase II. NCBI's taxonomy places the organism in Eukaryota, Metazoa, Chordata, Mammalia, Rodentia, Bathyergidae. Gene Ontology annotation, cellular component: nucleoplasm. The record is from RefSeq and is a predicted model, not a curated record.
GCGAGGAGGAGCAGAGAGGGGCGGGGGCCGGGGAGCGGGGAUGAGCCCGCCCGUGUUGGGAACCGGAGGUCGACGAGAGGGUCCUUGGGUCGAGAGCCUCGAUGCGGCCAAAAGGGAGUCCGUCUAGGUUCCCGAGGCGCGGCCGGGCCGACCUAGGAGGAAGGGGAGCGAGACACCGCCUCCGCUGGCGCCUGGAAGCGUCGCUCCUUCUCGCUGACCUUGGUCUCGCUUGUCGCCUCGCCCUUUCCACGCGCACUGACGGAGACAGGGCCCGGGAGGUCGACAGGCAGACCCCUGCUCACAGGGGGACCCAGGACGCGAGGACACAAGCUGUCCCAGCCCGUCCCGCCGGCUCCAGGGCGCCGGGUCCCCCCUCUCCCCAACCCCGGGGCCAUCCCGCCCAGGGUUAAUGCCAACGAGUUUCCACCUCCAUGUGCUCCUAGAGAGGCCGCGGCGCUAGCCAGCGGGGGAACUGGCCGCGGACGGACACUUCCUGUGCUGGGGGAGGGGGUCGGAGCCGCAGCCUAAUCGGGGCUGGGGGCCGGACGGCGGGGUCGCGGGCGGGGAGCGGCGGCCGGGGCUGCAGGGCGAGUAGUGAGGCCCCUCGUCUCCGAGGUCUACGCGUGGGGUCCGCGAGGGCCCGGGGACGAGGCCGGACCUUGGGAGGGGGCGGGGCCGCGGGAGGGGAGGGGCCCGGCGGGCGGGAGAGGCCCAGGGUCAAGGCGUCUGGUCUCCGGCCCGGCCCGGGGCUGGGCAGCCGGAUCCCCUGGGCGGUGCUGAGAGGGCGAGUGCGAGGCCUCGGGGCUGAGGGCACUCAGGUCGGGUCGCAGGAUCGGCCGCCGCAUUGGGGAUGGAGCGAGAAGCGUCGCCGCGGGGCCUCGAGCCCCAGGAUGUGCGAAGUCCUGAUGAAAUAGGGAGCCCCGGAGAGUCCCUCAAAGGCAACACGAGUGAGAAUGAGGAAGAGGAAAUUUCUCAGCAAGAAGGCAAUGGAGACUAUGAAGUUGAAGAGAUACCUUUUGGGCUUGACCCCCAAAGCCCUGGGUUCGAGCCACAAAGCCCAGAGUUUGAAUCCCAAAGCCCCAGGUUUGAGCCUGAAAGCCCAGGGUUUGAGUCCCGAAGCCCUGGAUUUGUGCCCCCAAGCCCUGAAUUUGCACCCAGAAGCCCUGAGUCAGAUCCUCAGAGCCCUGACUUUGGACCCCAGAGCCCUAGGUAUGAACCCCAAAGCCCUGGCUAUGACCCCAGGAGCCCUGGGUAUGAACCCAAGAGCCCUGGCUAUGACCCCAAGAGCCCAGAGUAUGUGUCCCGGAGCCCUGAUUUUGAGUCUCAGAGCUCCAGGUAUGAAUCCCAGGACCUGGGGUAUGAACCCCCAAACCCUGGAAUUGAAGCUCAGAAUCCUGAGUUCAAAACUCAAAGCCCCGAAUUUGAAUCUCAGAGUUCCAAAUUCCAGGAAGGUGCUGAGAUGCUUCUGAACCCUGAGGAAAAGAAUCCCUUGAGCAUCCCCCUAGGAGUUCACCCCCUGGACUCCUUCACUCAGGGUUUUGGGGAGCAGGCCACAGGGGCCCUGCCCCUGGGGCCACCCUUUGAGAUGCCUACAGGGGCCCUACUGUCGUCACCCCAGUUUGAGAUGCUCCAGAAUCCCCUGGGCUUGACAGGGACCCUCCGGGGUGCAGGCCGGCGGGGUGGCAGGGCCAGGGGUGGCCAGGGCCCCCGGCCUAACAUCUGCGGCAUCUGCGGGAAGAGCUUCGGCCGUGGCUCCACCCUGAUCCAGCACCAGCGCAUCCACACGGGCGAGAAGCCCUACAAGUGUGAGGCCUGCGGCAAGGCCUUCUCCCAGAGCUCCGACCUCAUUAAGCACCAGCGCACGCACACUGGCGAGCGGCCCUACAAGUGCCCGCGCUGCGGCAAGGCCUUCGCCGACAGCUCCUACCUGCUUCGCCACCAGCGCACCCACUCUGGCCAGAAGCCCUACAAGUGCCCGCACUGCGGCAAGGCCUUCGGCGACAGCUCCUACCUCCUUCGGCACCAGCGCACCCACAGCCACGAGCGGCCCUACAGCUGCCCCGAGUGCGGCAAGUGCUACAGCCAGAACUCGUCCCUGCGCAGCCACCAGAGGGUGCACACGGGGCAGAGGCCCUUCAGCUGCGGCAUCUGCGGCAAGAGCUUCUCGCAGCGCUCCGCACUCAUCCCCCACGCGCGCAGCCACGCCCGGGAGAAGCCCUUCAAGUGCCCGGAGUGCGGCAAGCGCUUCGGCCAGAGCUCCGUGCUGGCCAUCCACGCUCGCACGCACCUGCCGGGCCGCACCUACAGCUGCCCCGACUGCGGCAAGACCUUCAACCGCUCGUCCACGCUGAUCCAGCACCAGCGCUCGCACACGGGCGAGCGGCCCUACAGGUGCGCCGUGUGCGGCAAGGGCUUCUGCCGCUCCUCCACGCUGCUGCAGCACCACCGCGUGCACAGUGGCGAGCGGCCCUACAAGUGCGAUGACUGCGGCAAGGCCUUCUCCCAGAGCUCCGACCUCAUCCGCCACCAGCGCACCCACGCCGCCGGCCGCCGCUGACCGCCGCUGACCGGGCCGGGGCUGCAGAGGCCACGGAGAGGACGGCGAAGAGCCGAGGGGCGGGUGGUGGGCGUUCGAGAAGGGCCGGGUGCAGGCAGUCACGCCCGGAGACUCGUGGGAAAUGGGCUGUGGAGAGGGUUGGAGGGCGGCCAGGCCGGCGGCGGCAGCCUGGGAGAGCCCGAGGUCAGCAGGGAGCUGGCGCCGCAGGCCUGGGUGGCUCCCGGCCUGGCGAGUGCUGGAUGGGGCGGGGGAGGGCAGGGAGGGCCAAGCAGCGGGUAGCUUAGCUGGGCAGGUGCCAGCCCCUGGCUGUCAGGAGGGAGAGGGUAGUAGAGUGAGGGUGGAGCUCCUGAAUCUGAUUCAAUAAAAAUCUUCAUGUGGUAAGAGACUUGUCCUUA